UACUCACCUGUUAUAAAUGCUAAUGAAGAUCUCUCAAUGAGUUUUUUUUUGCAGUAAAUCUCAUUUUGGAUUUUCCUCAAUAAACCACCAUAAAGUCUUGGUAAGAAAAACGAUCUCGCUUGUCUGAGAUCUUCCUCUCCUCAUGUGCUAGUAGAAGUCGUUGAAGAUUCGCGUCCCCCUCUGAGCAGACAUUCGGAUAGUUCGGGAUUGUUGUGUGGGAUAAGUCGGAUCAGUUGAGGUCAGCGACUGGUCGAGUACAGAGGCCACCAUGCUGUCAAUCGCUGUGGUGGGGCUCACCCUACUCAUCGCCAGCAGUGUUUACGCGCAAUUCGACAUUCCGGAGCCGGAGGUGGUGUUCUACGAACCCCGUGGCUUUCGCGUGUCCAUCCCAGCUGAUCCCGACAUCAAACUCUUCGCUUUCCACGGGCGCAAGAAUGAGCAACUCCAGGGAACGGAUGCUGGAACGUGGAAUGUGGACGUUACUCGUGCAACGGAUGGGAAAUUAGUGUUUGAGGAUUCAACGACAAAAUUCACAAGAGGUGACUACCUCAGCUACUGGAUCCACGUAGUCCUCCACAGUGGCCAAGGGUACAAUAGGUUGGAUCUGAGAGAAGAAGCAAAAGAUUUCGUUCCACGCACUCAGAACUCGUUUCAAUCGCCCUCACCAAUUGGAUACGAAGUUCCCACACCGGAAGUAAAGGUGUUUUCACGUGGCUUUGAGGUUUCUAUCCCCGAAGAGGAGGGUAUUACGCUGUUUGCCUUCCACGGGCAGCUAAAUCAACCCUUCACAGGACUCCAAGCUGGUCAGUGGGCCACGGAUAUAACACGACCCACAGAAGGACGUUUUCGCUUCACAGAGCGCUCAACGAGACUCAAACCUGGAGAUAUUCUCUACUUUUGGGUGCACGUCAUUUACAAUGGGCUGGGAUACAAUCUUGAGGGUCAGGAGUACAGGGUUGAUGAUACUGGAUCAGGUGCACCACCUACUCCAUCAACACAACCGCGUCCAACACCACGUCCUACACCUGGUCCAACACAACCAACUGCAACUCCCGUUAGUGCAUCCACAUGCGAAAGAUCCCCAACAGUGCUCAAAGAUGGCAGCCAUCCGUGCGCAGGUGAACUAAUCUUCGAGGAUGACUUCCAAGGAAGACGUCUUGGGCAUCAGUGGGAGAUUGAGAAGAGAUUUGGCUCUGUGGAUCCUGACAAUGAAUUUGUCAUCUAUCUCAAUCGCAGUGAGAAUCUCCAAGUGAGUGGAGGACACCUGAAGUUUAAGCCAACAUUCACAGAUCGCGUCUUCUCCAAUCGAUUCUCGCUGGAUAUUGAAGACUGUACAGGUGAGACUGAUUCCCCGGCUUGUAGCAGAUCCAGAGAAAAAUUCCCAGAUAUCCUUCCACCAGUAAUCUCAGCUAGGAUCAAUACAAAGUCCCAUUUCCACUUUCUCUAUGGGAAAAUUGAGAUCAGAGCUAAACUCCCGACUGGAGAUUGGAUUUUUCCAGAACUCUUCUUGGAGUCUGCAAAGAACACCUAUUCAGGAGAGAAUCUCCAAUCUGGACAGAUGCGUGUGGCUUUUGUAGCUGGUGGUCCAUGCAAUACGCAAGACCUCUAUCAGGGUGUUCUUUUGGAUUCGAGGGAACCCUUCCGGACAAGGAAUCUCUGUGUGAAGCGACACACGUCCGGUGGAAAGUGGGCUAAAGACUUUCACACCUACACCCUUAUCUGGACACCUGAAAAAAUCUCAACCUUCGUUGAUGGAACAUUUAACUGCGAAGUCCUCCCAAUUGAUGGCUUUUGGACACAUAGUAUUGAUAAUGGACAAAAGUAUCCGGGUGCCAAUAAAUGGCAACAGCUGGGUACGUCAAAAAUGGCUCCGUUCGAUCAGGAAUUCUUCCUGACACUGGGACUUGGGGUUGGGGGUCACAAUGACUUCCAAGACACCAAAUUCUGCCGACUCCCAUGGAGUAAUACAUCACCGCGGGCAAUGAAUCAAUUUUGGCAGAAGAGGGAUGAUUGGAUAACUUCCUGGGAGAGCAAUGAUCCCGAACUACGAAUAGACUACGUCCGUGUGUAUGCUAUCUGAGCACAUCUGAAAAUUUGCUUUAAUAAAACACUAAAAUGGAAUAAAA
Molecule: messenger RNA, 2126 nt
Organism: Lutzomyia longipalpis
Lineage: Eukaryota; Metazoa; Arthropoda; Insecta; Diptera; Psychodidae
Gene: GNBP3
Product: beta-1,3-glucan-binding protein 1
Exons: 6
Coding region: 269-2080 (603 amino acids)
Biological process (GO): carbohydrate metabolic process
Molecular function (GO): hydrolase activity, hydrolyzing O-glycosyl compounds; carbohydrate binding
Source: RefSeq, a predicted model, not a curated record